This is a messenger RNA of Postia placenta MAD-698-R-SB12, 1308 nucleotides long. RefSeq lists its product as hypothetical. The record is from RefSeq and is a predicted model, not a curated record. The coding region runs from base 1 to 1308 and encodes 435 amino acids. The transcript has 2 exons. NCBI's taxonomy places the organism in Eukaryota, Fungi, Basidiomycota, Agaricomycetes, Polyporales, Adustoporiaceae.
AUGGCCCCAUACAUCCCCUUCGUUCCGACCGAAGCAUUCGCUAUCGCCACAGAAGAAGAGUGGCACAAUGCAAUCUUCCAGAACGUGAAUGUCUCUGACAAACAAGCAGCUCUGCUGCAAACGGUUACUGCGAAUGCCGCAGAAUCGACCACUGGACGAGUCAGAGACUGGGUUGGUCGCCUGACCUUAGAAAUAAGCAGGCACUAUGACGGAUACCUUCAGAGCCUCCUUCGAGAGGUUGAAUCCCUGCACAUCACGGUCCAGAACCAGCAGGCACUAGUCGAUUCCUACAAGCGACAAGUUGAUGCACUACCUGCGUCAACGGGUAGUGGUCAUUCCCGUCAACCUAAGAUUGGGGAACCUCCGGCCUUCAAGGGCAGUGAGGAUAAGACCAAGCUUGAGGAAUGGCUGGACCUGAUCCUGCAAGGACCAGCUCAUCAGUACAUGAAGAGCUACUACGUGAAAAUGCGGGAAGGAAAGGAUCUGGGCACCUGGAAGGCAUUCGUGGCAGAGCUUGCCCAGAUAUACGGGCAACGCGACGACAAGGAGGGUGCAAAGAAGGAGAUCACGGCACUGUUCAUCAAUAAGGAUCUGGCCUCGAAGGACUUCGUGAAGUACGCUGAGAGGUUCCGCACCCUCGGACGUCUCACGGAGUAUGACGAUAGUCUCCUCAUCGACAAACUCCGGGAGGUUAUACCUCGUGACAUGCGGUUGGUGUUGGCCGGAAAGGACGAGUCCACCUUGCCAAAGGAUUGGACAUUGUUCCUCGACAUCUUGCUCAACAUCAACAAGAUUGUGAACCCGGAGAAGGCACGAGGUUCGGUAUUCAAGAACAGUGGCUCGGAUAACGGCAGUGCUGUCCCCAUGGACAUCGAUUCGGCUGAAAAGUCGAAAUCGAAGGGUAAAGGCAAAGGCAAGGCAAAGGACGCUGAGGCCGCCUCGACAGAGGCAAAGAAGUAUUGCAUCAUCUGCAAGUCAAAAACUCAUAAGACGGAUGAUUGCUACAAGUUGGCCAAAAAUGCGGACAAGCGGCCAAAUACCCAAGGGGAUGGCGCUAGGAAGGCGCAAGGAGGAAGCGGUAACCCCGCGGCCAAGAAGGCUAAGAAAACGCGGGUUAUUCAAGUCGAGCUUACGGAUAGCGAGGACGACACACCCCCGUCCACGAAAGCUGUGAGCGCCAACACUGCGAGAAUCGAGGAGAUUGCGAAUGUUGAGGAAUCGACUCUGGCUGGGAAGGAUGAACCCCAGCUGUCUGCAAAGACAGAACCCAUCGCAGCUACCUCGGAUUUUUGGAAGAAGUACAUGUGA